Molecule: messenger RNA, 1998 nt
Organism: Trichobilharzia szidati
Lineage: Eukaryota; Metazoa; Platyhelminthes; Trematoda; Strigeidida; Schistosomatidae
Source: the annotation of a GenBank genome assembly
GUAUUUAUCAUGGACUGUGGUCGGGUUUAGUCUAUCUUGAAACAAUGAAGAGUUUACUGUACUACGGUUUGAUAUCUGCAGUGAAUUAUGGGAUAUUGUAUAUUGAGCGUCUCUAAAAACUCAUCAGACCUGACAUUAUCUUGAAAUUACUAUCCUGUUACAAUAUGGUUUAGUCCUGGCUUCAGCAGCUACUUGGCAUACGUCAAUGGCUUGAAUUAGUUGGUCCUAUGAAUGAAUGAUUUUUGAAUGAUCUAUCUCUUACAUGACAAUUUCUAAUCUUAAAUAAAUUAACAUCUUUCGCUAUUGCUGCCUACGAAUAUUGUGUGCAUACCCUUUCUUUGUAGUUGUCUUUCAUGAAAUUGAUAUGAGUCCUAUCCGUAUUUGUUCAUGGAAUAUCAAUGGCUUGCGUUCCAUUCAACAACCGUUGAAAUGUGUCUUGGACUCACUUUCAGCUGAUAUAAUUUGUCUUCAAGAGACCAAAUCUACACGUAAGAUUAUUUUAUUUGCUGUCUUCAACAAUUAAGCGGAUAUAAGCAGUGAAUUCGUAUUCUCAGAUAAUUAUAAUGCUUACUUCAGCCAUAGUUUACACAAACCAGGAUACUCAGGUAUGUUCUAUUUUCAUACGUUGGUAUGGCAGGUGUUGCAAUAUUUUGUCGUAAUCCUGUCAAACCAGUCAAAACUUAUCACAGCUUAAAUGAAAUGAUUAUUGAACUAACUUCUCCAGGCUCCGAUGGUUGUGAGUUAACAAACGGAUGGGAUUUUCUUAUGAGAGAACUGAAUAUCUCUCAUACCGAAGCUCGUAACUUGGAUGCUGAGGGUCGAAUAUUGGCUCUGCAGUUUCCAGCUGAUAUUUUUGAUGUUGUAGGGAGCGUUUCCAAGAAAUGUUUGCCACUAGUUGUAAUGUCUAUAUAUUUUCCCAGACUCAAUUCGGAAGAUGUGAAACGUUUGAGCUUCAAACAUAAUUUCCAGCAUGCUGUACAACUAUGUACUGAAUUGUUUUUGUUAGAAAAUUUCGUGGUUAUGGCUGGUGACUUUAAUAUUUGUCACAAGAUGAUCGAUCAUUGUGCACCCGAUGAAUUUGAAGCAGAGAAGAUUUCAAAUCCAUUUCGUCAAUGGUUUGAUCAACUGUUAGUGGAACAACAACGAGAUCAAAGUCUUAACACCGAAGAGUACUCACAGUCGAGGAGAUUUGUAGAUAUUUUCAGGUUAUUACAUCCGAACCAGAAAAAUGCGUUUACCUGCUGGUCAUCGCGUACAAAUGCUCGUCAAACCAAUUAUGGAGUUCGACUAGAUUAUAUUCUUGUAGACUCUCAACUUGCAAAUUUAUAUGCAUUACCGAAUCAUGAAAUAAAAGCAGAUUUAAUGCCAGAUAUUUGCGGUUCUGACCACUGUCCAAUAUAUGCAGAUUUACCGUAUUCAUACAACUCAAACGCAAAGUUAUCUUAUUCAUUUCCUCCAAAAUGUUCCCACUACUGGCCACAGUGUCAAACGAAACAAACGCAGAUAAAAAAUUAUUUAGUUUCUAAGAUCUCCAACGCGGAGAAUGAAAAGAUUCCUCCUAUAUUGAAUACUUCUAUUUCUUGUUUGGAAAGAUCAGGAGCUAGACGUAAAACAUCUACUCUAAAACAAGCAAAAAUCACUUCUGUCGGACCUUUUAAAGCACUGAAGUUGAGUGAAUCCUCAGGUAGCGAGGUACAACCAUCAAGUGCAAAGGAAAUGAUAACUCCCAGGAUAAAGGACUACGAUCCAAUUAGAGCAGUUCAAUCAAGUGAAGCUUGGCGGAACUUGUUGUCAGGACCUAAGAAACCUCCUUUAUGCCUUGUUCACAAAGAACCUUGUAUUAUGAGAACCGUGAAACAAAUGCAAACUAGCAAAGGGAAUCGAUUUGGAAAGAGGUUUUGGGUGUGUGCACGACCUCAGGGUGCUCCGGACAAUCCAGCGGCACGGUGUAACACAUUUUUUUGGGAUGAUCAAGUGCCUAACAACACUAAAAAGUGA